Chelmon rostratus (copperband butterflyfish) is the source of this 522-nucleotide messenger RNA. RefSeq names its product A-kinase anchoring protein 14 (gene akap14). Gene Ontology annotation, molecular function: protein kinase A regulatory subunit binding. Gene Ontology annotation, cellular component: cAMP-dependent protein kinase complex. The coding region runs from base 1 to 522 and encodes 173 amino acids. The transcript has a single exon. The record is from RefSeq and is a predicted model, not a curated record. NCBI's taxonomy places the organism in Eukaryota, Metazoa, Chordata, Actinopteri, Chaetodontiformes, Chaetodontidae.
AUGGAAGAGGAGCGACAUUCGUUAAAUCUGAAUUUCACAACAGAGUCGGCUCAUCUAGUGGAAGCUCUGCUGGAGAGACACCGCCACCCCGUCACGAUGGAGCAGGUGGACAACCCUCCGGACAGUGAGAGGAGGAAUAUUCACUGGGUUGCGAUUAAAGACUUUACAGUCGAAGUGGGGAAAACGCAGAUUGGGGAGUAUAUUAACACCUGGGAGAUGCAGCCCGGCUGGCUUUACGGCCUGGACUUUCUCUACUCAUCUGAGCAGGAGCAUCACACCUUCUACCACUACCGGGCCCGCUUCAGUACCCCGAGCCCGCGGAGGCCGAUUCAGGGGACAGCUAGCGUCUACUUCGUCAUGGACAUAUCUAAAGUCAAGCCCCAAACUCUGCCCGUGGAGGUGCUUUUCGUCGUGGAGUCCAGCAGGCUGGUGCACACACCCGGGAGGACCAGAUUCAGAGAGAAGUGGCUGGCGGACAUUAUUGAAAGCAAGACAUUGCUCCGAAGAGCGGUGGACCUUUGA